AUGGCUGCAUCUUCCUCAUCCUCUGAUUCUGAACGAUCUUCAUCCUCAUCUGACACAUGUACAGUUGGCACAACAAAUCAUUCUAUUAACAGUUAUUCUAGUUAUCAUAACAGUUAUUCUCAAAAUAGUAAAUGUUGUACGUCGUACGAUCGUUGUUGUACAAAUUUUACAUUUCUAAAAUGUUCUCAUUGUCAAUUUGAUUCAUGUCUUUCUCACCUUGUCGAUCAUUUGAAUCUACUCAAUUUACAAUUACAACAAACAACUGAACGAGUAAAUACAAUUCAAUUACCUCAACUAAUAAUUCAUGAUAAUCGUUUACAUUUACAAAAACAAUUGGACUAUUGGAAACAGAAUAUGUUAGAAAAAAUUGAGAAUAUUCAUCAUAAAAAAUCGAUAGAAAUUAGACAAUUAUACAUGGAAACAUUCCAAGAAUUUGAACAUCAAAAAAUCAGAUAUAUAAAUAAGAUUAAAUCUAUAUUACUGAAAGAAGAUCAACAUUCAAAACACGUUGAUAAAGAAUAUGAUGAAAUUAAAAUGUCUUUGUUGAUCAUUCAAAAUGCUAUUAACGAAUUGAAAAUUAGUUCAUGGCCACCAAUUAAUGGUGAUAUGGAUGUUAGUGAUGAUACACAUAGCACAAUAGUAAAUGGAAAUGAUGUUGAGGGACAACAUAUAGUUACAGUUCAAGGAUUAGAGCGAACAUUAAACUCGCCCUGUUUAAAAAGAAUAUUGAUGGACAAUGAAUGUUGCUAUUUUUGUGAUACAUCAAAUAAAUAUAUAUUAGUUUAUGAUGAAUUGAAAUUUAAAUUAAAGUUAUUUACAAAAGGAAGUGAUAUAAUUCAAAUUGAUUGGAAUAAAAAUUUAAACGGUGAAAUUGUUUGGACAUCUUGGUGUACAUUAUUAGAAGAAUUUUUUAUACUUUCAAAACAUUCCUUAUUUACAUUGAACUGUUCAUCUCUUACAUUUACACGAAUUCAUGAUAUUCAUCCUUUGAAUGAUAAAACUUUAUCAUGUAUUACUAAUUUUAAUGAUUCUCUCAUUGUUAGUCACGAGUAUGGGACAUAUAUUAGUCAUUAUUUAUUAUCAUCUCAAAAACCUCGAAUUAAACUUAUGAAAAAAUGGUUUAAAACUGAAAUGGAAUAUGAGAGAGAUGAUGACAUUAUGUCAUUACACUUAUCCACAAAUAAUUGUAUGGCAAUGAAUAUACAUUUAAAAUCCCAAGGACGAGAUAAACGAUUGAUCGAUUUUGUUAAUAUUCAAACAAUGGAACGAUUACGAAGAAUUAAUCCACCAGAAUUUAGCAUUUGGUUUCUAUUAGAUUUAUCGAAUCAACAAUGGUUAGCUCUUGAACUAAUGAAAGAAAAAAAUUUAUUUUUAUUAGAAUCCAAUGGUGAUUUAAAAAAAAUUAAUAUACGAAAUAAUAAUGUAAACAUUACAGGUGCCGCACGAAUAUUUGGUGGAGACUGUUUUGUUUUAGAAACAUGCGUCAAUGAUAGAGUACAGUUAGAAUUAUAUAAAACAUAUUUCUAA
Didymodactylos carnosus is the source of this 1527-nucleotide messenger RNA. Lineage: Eukaryota; Metazoa; Rotifera; Eurotatoria; Philodinida; Philodinidae. The record is from the annotation of a GenBank genome assembly.